UUCUUCAUCAUCAUUUUCUUGUUCAGUGUUGUGUUCAGUGGUGAAUGUGAGUCAUGUGACUCUCUCCUGGUACAAAGGAAACAGUUUAUUGUCCAGCAUCAGUGUGUCUGAUCUCAGCAUCAGUCUCUCUCUACCUCUGGAGGUGGAAAAUCAGGAUAAAAACACCUACAGCUGUGUGAUCAACAAUCCCAUCAGCAACCAGACAACACAUCUGGACAUCAGCAAACUCUGUCACACAUGUUCAGUUUGAUGUUUUUAUUCCUCAGACUCUGUGAAGCUGUGAUCCGAUUGGUCCUCUCUGAUCUGGUGGGCGUGGCUACUGUCAUUGUUUUUUUUGUUUGUUUGUUUGUUUGUUUUUUUUAAAUCAGAUCCAGAAGAGCUGAACAAGACCAAGCACAUAUUCACACAGAAACAUAAAUGAUGACGUAGUUUCUCAUAUAACUAUUUCAGUCUUUAAUUAAUCUUCAUAUAUUUGUACCGCUGGGAUCGAUGUUCAUUUAUCAUUGGCUCAUUUCCACUUUAAUCUGUUGGGUGGAUAAACAGCUUCUGCUGGAUGUUUGUGUGUGUUAAUAGUUUUUUGUGCAUCUGUUUUUUUGUUUCUGGUAUGAGAAACUAGUGCAUGUGCAAGUUGAGAGUGCCCAUAUGUAGCCCAUAAUUAGUGAGCUUAAAAUCAUCAUAAACUUUAAGAAAUGUGGGCAGUAUGUGGACCUAAUUGUAAUUGCUCAGUUUCUUCUUUUUCUUCUCCAAAAGGAGUCACAUUUUUGAGGGCCUUAACAUGCUCAAGUUCAAGUUUUGUUUUCAGGCUUUGUAUUUAAACAAACUCCUCCUAAAGAUUUAAACAGAUCAACACCAAAUUUGGUGUAAUCUAAAUCCCUUUCUGAUGUUAAACUGGGAAAAUCUUGAGUUUUCAUUAAAUGGUGUGUCUGUGGCAGCCUGACAAAUUUCAAUGUUUUGCCAUGAAACAGGAAGUAGUUAUAAUUCAGGCAUACAAUGUCUAAUCUGCACCAAAAUUUACAUAUUUGAUAAGAGUCCUGUCCUGAACACAGGCCCAUGACCAUAUUCAGUUAUAGUCCUAUAGAUUUAAUGAAAUCAACAUUAUAUUUGGUCAGUCUACUCUAAAGGCCUUUGUGAUGUUAAUUUGCAAAAAUCUUGAGUUUUCAUUAAAGGGCGUGUCCGUGGCAGCAUGCCAAAGUUCGAUGUUUCACCAUGUCAAAGAAAGUUGUUAUAACUUAGCCAUAUAUUGUCCGAUCUGCCACAAACUUCACAUGUUUGUUAAGACUCCUGGCCUGAACACAUCUAAAGGCCAAUAUACUGUCAUAACUAUAGCACCACCUGCUGAAAACAGAAAAUGAUUUGUUUUACACUAACUUAAACAUGCAAUGUCCAAUCUGCACCAAACUUCACGUAUUUGGUAAAACUCCUGACUUUAAGACAUCUAAAGGCCAAUAUUCAGUUAUAAUCAUAGCGCCACGUCUUGGCAACAGGUCAAUGGGAUGUCAUGUUUUACGCCAGACUUCAUAUGUUUGAUCAAAGUCCUGGCUUGAAGACAUCUACUGGCCAAUAUUCAGUAAUAGCCAUAGCACCACCAGCUGGCAGCAGGAAGUUUGGCACAUAUAAAUGACUUUGACAUAUUCCUCCUAUAUUUACCAACUUUAAAUGCACAUUGCCCACCGUUUGCUCUUUUCCAAAAGCCAUUGCUUGGCAGCGAGCCCGGGUGCGAGGGCCCUUUCAACGCUGCUUGCAGCUUUAAUAUUAAAUAUGAUCUUUUAUAUUUAAAUCAUAUGUUAAGGAACAUCACACGAGCGGAAGUGCUGUUUUUCUCCAAUAUCAGCACGAUUGCAAAUGUGAUAUUGAUAUUAUGCAAGUUCAACAAACAAGUUAUUAUCUUCUUUAGCAUCUUUGUAUCGAGUCACAGUGAAUACAAUGAACCCCAUGUCUGCUGUUAGUUUUACAUGCAUUUGGGUGCACAGUUUCCAGUUACACUUUAUUUUCAUAUUAGCAUAAUUUUCAGCAUUUCCGUGGAAAUAGGUUUGAGUCUACUUUAAAGUCCAGGUACAAGUCAGUGCAAAAACCUUUUACACUGAAAAUGAGCUCCACCACAUUUUAAUUUUUUUGGACUGUCAAAGUGGGAAACACUAAAGUCGUAGCAUUAGUUUGAUAAGUCAUUUCUAAGUGUCAUAUUCUAAGCGAUAAACACACGGAGACCGAUUUUGGCAGAGCUCGAGUGUCCUUACGCAAUUCAGCCACUCUUCCGCUAGAUUUCACACAGGCUCAGAAUCCAUUUGUAUAUAUAAGAUCAGCAAAAGCUUGUUGAUUUUCUAUGAUAUUAAAAGAGAUGGACAUGUGAGCGGAAAAUAACUGAGGUUAGGGGAGGAUUCAACCAGAUAAAUAUCACAGUUCAGACGUGAGUGUUUUCAGACAUUUUAAGCAUCACUGUUGUGGGUUUUUUUUAGUGAACUGAUGAAGAAAAUGUUUCUCAAAUUAGCUUUGUUCUGUUUGUGGCGUCUGGUUGGUGUGUUCGGCAAUAUAGUGUCAGUGUUUGAGGGAGAUUCAGUGACUCUAAACUCCAGUUUUACUAAAAUGAAGGAUGAUGAUCUGCUUCUGUGGGGGUGUUCAGAUAAAAACACUUUAUUAGCUGAAAUCAAUAAACGGGCUGACAGCAUGACUGUAUAUGAUGAUGUUCUUGAUGGGAGAUUCAGAGACAGACUGAAGCUGGACAAACAAACUGGUUCUCUGACCAUCACAAACACCACAGCUGAUCAUUUGGGAGUUUAUGAACUACAGAUCAACCGUAUGAAGAAGUUUUUCAUUCUCAUUGUCUAUAGUGUGUUUGGUGAUAAAAUGAAGUCAGCGUCAGUGUUUAAGGGAGAUUCAGUCACUCUAAACUCUGGUCUUACUGAAAUAAAGGAUGAUGAUCUGAUUCUGUGGAGGUCUGUAAAUGCUUUUAUAGCUACUAUCAGUAAAGCGGCUAACAUCUUUCAUGUAUUUGAUGACAAUGGAAGAUUCAGAGACAGACUGAAGCUGGAUCAUGAAACUGGAUCUCUGACCAUCACAGACAUCAAAAUGGAACAUGCUGGACUUUAUACACUUCAGAUCAACAGUGUGAACAAGAGUUUCAUUCUCACUGUCUAUGACGAUGUUGCAAAUUUAGUGAUGCCAGUGUCAGUGAUGCAGGGAGAUUCAGUCACUCUACAUACUGGUUUUACUGAAAUUACAGAUAAUUUGAUUUCGUGGACAUUUGAAAAUGAGAACACUGUAGCUGAGGCAUUGCUUGACACCUUCACUGUAUAUGAUGAUGUUCUUGAUGGGAGAUUCAGAGACAGAUUGAAGCUGGACAAACAAACUGGAUCUCUGACCAUCACAGACACCAGAACUAAACACGCUGGAAAUUAUCAACUACGUGCUGACCGUACGAUAAUGGUUUUCAGUCUUGCUGUCAGUCUUACAGAUGCAGUGGAGUCAGUGUCAGUGAUGAAGGGAGAUUCAGUUACUCUAAACUCUGGUCUUACUAAUAUAAAUGGUGUUGUGUUUCAGUGGGUGUUCGUAAACUCUUUAAUAGCUCAUAUCAAUGUAAAGGCUGACCACAUAACUCUGUUUGAUUAUAAUGAUGGAAGAUUCAGAGACAGACUGAAGCUGGACAAACAGACUGGAUCUCUGACCAUCACAAACACCAGAUCUGAACACUCGGGACUUUAUGAACUAGAGAUCUACAAAGAGGCCAAAUCCAGGAAAUUCCAUCUUACGGUCUAUGCUCAUCCACCUGUACCUAUCAUUAGCAGAGACUGUUCAUCAUCAUUAUCAUCAUCAGGAUCAUCAAUGACCAAAUGUUCAUUUCUGUGCUCAAUGGUGAAUGUGAGUCAUGUGACUCUCUCCUGGUACAAAGGAAACAGUUUAUUGUCCAGCAUCAGUGUGUCUGAUCUCAGCAUCAGUCUCUCUCUACCUCUGGAGGUGGAAUAUCAGGAUAAAAACACCUACAGCUGUGUGCUCAACAAUCCUAUCAGCAACCAGACCACACAUCUCAACAUCACUCAACUCUGUCAGACAUGUUCAGACUCUGUCCGUGGUUGUGAUUCUGCUGAAGCUUUGAUCCGAUUGGUCGUCACUAUUCUGGUGGGCGUGGCUGCUGCAGCUGCUGUUGUUGUUCUUGUUUAUGACAUCAAAUCCAGAAAAGCUGAACAAGAUCGAGCACAUUUUUCCACACCAGAAACUUAACUCAUGAUGCAAUUUCUAUCAUUUAUUAAUUUUCAUUUAUGUUUAAUGACUUUAUAUAUUCAUCUGCUGAUAUCAGUUCUUUUACACACUAGAAGCUGAAUUGGGAACAAACAGCAACGCAUUCUCACAUUAAUGCUCAAAUUAUUGAUAAAUACAGAAGAUUAUCAAGAUUUUGCUCACACUAGUUUAAAAUAACAUGCUUAUUAAUAUGCACAAUUGAAUCUCUUAUUUAAUAAGGAAAUGAUGUUCCUCUACUGGCUGAACAUAAGCAUAAGAAAACAUAAGAUCUAUCUUUGCCAUUUGCAGGGUAAGAUGUUUUUUAUUUUAUUAUUAUUAUUUUUUUUAAUCCAGUUUGAACAGCUUUAUUGAUUAUAGCCUGUUUCUCUAAAAUCUCUCCUCUGUUAUCCAUUUUCCAUAUGCAUUUGCCUGCAAUUAUCAAUA
Labeo rohita (rohu) is the source of this 4653-nucleotide messenger RNA. RefSeq names its product CD48 antigen. Lineage: Eukaryota; Metazoa; Chordata; Actinopteri; Cypriniformes; Cyprinidae. The transcript is spliced from 8 exons. The record is from RefSeq and is a predicted model, not a curated record. The coding region runs from base 2461 to 4212 and encodes 583 amino acids.